AGGUCGAGUUUACGUCCCCAUCUCUUACUAACCGGCCCAAAAUAACCUUUCCGCUGCUUUCCACCCCAUAAUUACUUGGACAGCAGCUCGGUUCAUUUGAAGGGAGCUUCUUUCCACCGAACAAAGCCUUUCGAAUCAUAGCAAAUUCUCAAUACCAUGGGCAGCGAAUAUGGCGACCAGCAGAGAAAUGAUCAACCCAACCCGACCCUGACAGCUAAACUGGGGGCGCGCAAGAAGAUCCGCCCCACUUAUUCAUGCUUAAACUGCCACAAACGCAAAGUCAAGUGCGACCGGGUGAAACCAUGCGGUGCUUGCUGCCUUCGGGGAACGCCCUCGGAGUGUGAAUAUGGCACCAGCAAAAAGGACCGACACUAUAUCGAACAAUCCGCCUUGAUCGAGAACCUCAUGCAAACAUGCGAGAGCCUCAAGCAGCAGCUCGCAGAGGCCCGUCAAUUGGCCAACUUACCCCCCGUAAAAGCUGAAGACACUGGCAGUAGCUCUUUAUAUCAAAUUAAACCCAAUGACAGCGACGAUGGUGAAAGACAAGAUGACCAGGCAGCGCAUCCGGGACAAGUGCGGCACGACACACGAUAUUCUCCCGACCCUUCAGGGGUGAGUACAGGGGAUUGUACUGGGUCGCAGAGAGAAUGUAUGUACCCAUGAUUCCGAAUCAUAACCGUAAUUCUCGACCGCCACGGCUUCACCUUGAUCGGUCUCUCUAUGUCGUUCCAUCAGUAUUAAUCCUA
Aspergillus pseudotamarii is the source of this 746-nucleotide messenger RNA. RefSeq names its product Zn(II)2Cys6 transcription factor domain-containing protein. The coding region runs from base 157 to 663 and encodes 168 amino acids. NCBI's taxonomy places the organism in Eukaryota, Fungi, Ascomycota, Eurotiomycetes, Eurotiales, Aspergillaceae. The record is from RefSeq and is a predicted model, not a curated record. Gene Ontology annotation, cellular component: nucleus. The transcript is spliced from 2 exons. Gene Ontology annotation, biological process: regulation of DNA-templated transcription. Gene Ontology annotation, molecular function: zinc ion binding; DNA-binding transcription factor activity, RNA polymerase II-specific.